AUGGGUCUUAUGGAUGAAUUAGAUAUGGGCUCCUAUCCUGGUGGAAACAUGAAAGCUUUUAAAAAGAAGCUAGCCGAAGUCCAUGCAUCACCACCUUGGAUGACCCCAGUAUUGAAGGAAGCAUCGGAAUGGAAUCCUUACUCUUUCGAAGGAGGAACUACAGCAGCAAUUGCUGGUGAUAACUUUGCGAUUAUGGCGAGUGAUACACGCAUGUCACAAUUUGAAAUCAAUGUUUUGACUCGUGAUGCAGAGAAGAUCCAUGUCUUAAAUGAUUCAAUUGUACUUUCGUGUGCUGGAUUUUACGGCGAUAUUCUGCAGCUGAAGCGAUUGUUGGAGGCUCGUUUACAUAAGUAUCGGUUUGAUUAUCGUGGGGAUAUGACCGUAGAUUUAUGCGCCGAGUUAUUAUCACGAAAUUUAUAUUAUCGACGUUUUUUUCCGUAUUACACCGGUGCAAUAUUAGCCGGCAUUGAUGAGAAUGGUAAAGGAGCUGUGUUUAGCUAUGAUCCCAUUGGGUGCAUUGAACAUAUCGCGUACACUGCUUCCGGUAGCGCUGAACCAAUGAUUAUGCCGUUUUUCGAUUGCCAGAUUGGUUUGGUAACAAUGUCUGGUGAUGUGGAGAAGCCGCUUUUGACAAUUGAACGAGCUACAUCACUUAUAAAAGAUGCUUUUCGUGUAGCAGCAGAACGUGAAAUAAGCACAGGAGAUAAGAUACAUUUGGUGAUUGCUGAAGCAGGCAAACCAAUUCGCAAGAUGCAUUUGCCUCUUCGUGAAGAUUAA
Molecule: messenger RNA, 777 nt
Organism: Brugia malayi
Lineage: Eukaryota; Metazoa; Nematoda; Chromadorea; Rhabditida; Onchocercidae
Gene: Bma-pbs-6
Product: proteasome subunit beta type 1, putative
Exons: 6
Coding region: 1-777 (258 amino acids)
Cellular component (GO): proteasome core complex
Source: RefSeq, a predicted model, not a curated record